Molecule: messenger RNA, 1374 nt
Organism: Phytomonas sp. Hart1
Lineage: Eukaryota; Euglenozoa; Kinetoplastea; Trypanosomatida; Trypanosomatidae
Source: the annotation of a GenBank genome assembly
AUGUUGUCCACAUUUUGUUGGGUCCCUAAGGGCGCCAUGAAGCCCACUUCAAUCCUUUCCACAGACACAAUUGACCAAGCGCGUGCGAAGCUUCACUAUCAAAAUCCAGAAUAUUUUGAAGAAGGCAAACAAGUGAAUCGUCGAGGUCAGAAAGACUUAAAAAAGCGGAGUUCCGCACAAGCUGUCGGCCAAGGUUCUCAUCGUCAUGAGCCACAACGUAAUGAACCCGAUACCGACAAUGAGGAGGGUGGCAUUGACGACGACGAUGGCGAGGCGAACAUUGUAGUGAACGAAAUGCUACGGGAUAUCGCCGGUGGAGGCGCUGAUGCGAUUUUGGACGAGGUUGAGUCGGAAGACGAAGACGAAAUCGAGGAUACUAAAUUUAAGGACACCGAUCUGGUUUUCACCGUUGGUUGCGCGGACCCCGACAACCCACGUGUGGAGCUUUACAUCUACGAUGAGCCCGAGGACAACAUCUUUCUUCACCAUGACAUGGAAAUUUCGGCUCUGCCGCUAUGUAGCUCAUGGCUCACUGACAGCUCCAUGUCCAUGUUAGCAAUCGGGACGAUGAUGCCCUUCAUUGAGGUAUGGGCAUUGGAUGUGAUAGACUCGGUAGGACCCGCGGCCUUCCUCGGGGGAUGCGACGACGUAUCUUCUAAUUACCAUAAGAAAAAUAUUAGGAAACAUCUAAAAGCGGAAUCGCACACGGAGGCGGUUUUAGCCGUGAAGUGGAACACCAUUGCGCAGAACAUCCUAUCUUCUGGAAGUGCGGACCACACCAUCAAGCUUUGGGAUUUGAACCAGGCCACCUGUCUUGGGACCUACACCGAGGCCGAAAAAGUUCAGUCCUUGGACUGGCACCCGACGGAGGCGAACCAGCUGCUUUCAGGGGGCUUUGACGCCGUCAUGGUGCUCCGGGAUUGCCGCUAUCCCAAGCAGCCCGCCUUACGCUUUACCUUGCCUGGGGUGGUGGAGCAGGUGGAGUUCCUCCCGCAUGGGGGGGAGGUGGCGGGGGCGGGGGUGGUGAUGGCCUCCACGGAUGGCGGGGAAUGGGGCGCGUUUGACACACGCAAUCCCUCGCAGCCCCUGUGGCUUUUGCAGCCUCACAAGGGCGAGGUGGUUUUUGCGUGUUCGCGCCAUGUGCGUGGGCUUUGUGCCACAGGAGGAAAGGAUCGGAAAAUCAGCCUCUGGGAUUGUCGUCAGGUGGGGUCUGCGCCCACGUUGUGUGUUUCUCGGAACUACCGCACUGGGGAUGUCUUUUCCCUCUCCUUUCAUCCAAACUCGCCACAUAUUCUCGGGGCGUGCGGUGCAUCUGGCGAUCCGCUGGUGUACACAAUGACCGAUGAUAUUGGUUCUAUAUUUAAGAGCUCGUAG